AAUUUACAACACAAGUAAACUUAAAGAAGUUUAGUUUUCGUUGGCAGGCAAUGCAAACUUGGAGCUUCCUCACCACUAAGGGAUUAAGGUCAAAAUACGAAAAAAAUAAAUAAAGUUUCGAAUUCCAGGAUAGAAAGAUUGCAAAUGGCUCGACGUGGAGGAAAUGAAUCGUCAUGCUCUACGUGCUUAAAAACAUUCCGCACUAAAGCAAAUUUAACCCGUCACAUGUCAACACAUAACCUCGACGCGAAGGUCAAAUGCGAGAUCUGCGCAAGAAUUUUUAGAAAUCCACGAACCUUAUCCAACCAUAUAAAAAGGCUUCACACCAACCGGGACCGAGCCAUUUGCGACGUCUGUCACCGCGGAUUUUUCAGCCCUGACAAUCUGAGAAGACACAUUAGUGCGGUUCACUGCACGAUUACAAGGCCUCGUUUUCCAUGCGGAUUUCCUGCCUGUGACAAAUCCUACCUUACGAAAGCCGAUGUGUCGAAGCACAUAAAAAUAGAACACGCCGAGAAUCCGGCACGAUUUCCGUGCACACUUUGCGGUAAAGAAUUUAGAAGCAAGCACAACCUUGACGCCCACAUUUCCACCCACACGACGGAGAAGCCGUACAGUUGUUUCACUUGUGGGAGGCAUUUCUCAAAUGCAUACAAAUUAAAAAUACAUGAGGUUACACAUUUGGAACAAUUUGCCCGGAGAAUUUUCAAGUGUGAAAUUUGUGAUCAGACUUUCUUGCUUAAAGGUUAUUUACAAAGGCAUAUCCAAGCUGUGCAUGAAAAUCGGAGGAAUCAUCCUUGCACAUUUUGCGACAAGAGAUUCUCGAGAUCAGACAACUUGCGACGUCACGUUGAAGCGACCCAUACCGGAAAUGAGAAAAUUCAUUCAUGUGACAAAUGCAAUUUUAGGAGCCAUUCGAAAGGAACUUUAGCCCACCACGCGAAGCGUCACAAUCCGGCGAAUCGACGAGAAUGCUACUUCUGCCAGAAGCAGUUUUUCUACUUUUCGAAAUUGGUGACACACUGUCGUCGUCACACUUUGGAACAGUUUAAAUGAUGGAAAUUUGCUGUUGUUCCUGUCGGAUUUUACAGAGGGUGUACCACUUAUUUUGAGAAGAAUUCAGCUAUUUUUCGUACCUACAUAUGAUUUUUUUUGGGUGAUUAACUUGCUCUAUCGGAUGCCCCUUAUUCUGGGCUACAAGUCUGCAGCGCUUAUUCUUCGAUGAAAACACUUCCUUACACAUUUUAAGGCUUAUUUUUAACCACUCGUCCAAAAAACUUUUCCAAAGUCCAUAUAAAGUCGUACCUAAUUUGUACAUUUUCUCCACGACGCGCAGCAGAUUGACCAUCUCCCGUUACGGUCAUCUACCUUGGACAAAGCGUCGUCGAUUGUGACCCCCUAUUCGUCCGCAACUCCAGCAGGGUAGUUCCCUUAGCGCUUUUUAGCGCUAAAACUUGCCAUUAGCCGUGUGACGCUGGUUCAACGCAUGCAGUUUUGUCUUUGUCCGUUUGAUUUUGUCCCAAUCUCUUUUCAUGACCCUUUGAAUAGUUGUGGGAUUCGGGUCUAGUAGUUUCGCCAUACUGCGAAUGCUCUUUGGGAUUUCCUGGUCGAUCAAACGGUUGAGCUUCGUUUUUAGCUUUUUCGGCCGAUUUACUAGGGGGCGGUUUAUAGGGGGAGGAGGGAGUCCCUGAUUAAUGACUCGUCUUCUAACACGUCCUACAUUUAUUAUUCUAUAAAUUGAGGCCAAAGAAAUUUCAUGCCCACGUGAAUUAAGCCUUUUUUAUCACAUUUCCGGUGAAAUUCUGACUGGAAAACUUUUUCAGUGUACCUCAACUUAAAAUGGUCAUGGUGGAGCCAUUUUUCAGAAUUUAGAGUAGAAAAAAAUCAGAGUCUUAUCUAAUUUGUUUGUCUAUCAAACAGUUUAGGCCGGGUUUGCGUAAGUUGUGCCAGUUUUUUCGCGCGAGCGUUUGAAAAUUUCUCAUAUUAAGUUGUAGUAUUGCGCGCAGGUGUUUCCAAAUUUCCCUAAGCAGAUCAUAAUAAAUGAUCAUCCGAUAUUUGUUAAAAGCUUUUGAAAAAUCACAUUAACCACAUGCAUUUCCUGACAAUUUAUGCAGUAAUUUAUGUACCCAACAAAUGCACAUGCAUGUACAUAAAUUGUUAUGGACGAAAUUACAUUUUUCAAAAUUUGUUAUGAAUAAAACGAAGAGGUUAAUUGCUUUAAUUUUUGAAAUAUAAUUUUCCCCCUUCAAUAAUUGGACGUCAUUCAGUCGCGGAACUAUAAAUUUUGGGCGGGAUAUAAUUAACGACCCCCCUAAUGUUAAGGUUUUUGUCCCCUAAAUUGCGGAAAUGAACCCACAUUGAUUUUUGCGCCCACGUAAUUGAUUUUUUACCCCCUAAUAAAAUGACCGGAAAAAGACUGAAAAUCAAGUGCAAUUACAUAUAUUUAGAUCGGACUUGUCAAGGAUACUCAAAGUAAUUUAAAUAUUAAGAAUGAAAAGGUUUUGGAGCACUUUGGUGGGCCCCUGAUUUUUCUGAGUAUGUAUGUAGAAUUUAGUAUAAGGUUUCAUAAGUAAUGAUAUUUUGUAGUUGUAUGAAAAUGCCUUUAUUUCUUUGUAUUGUAAUUGAGUGUCUCAUAACCUCGUGAUUUUGAGUUUUCCGGUUCUCUUGGGCUUGGGCCACUAUUUUUUCUGUUGCUGUGUGAGUGAAUAAUUGUAUGGAUUAUUCUUGGGUUUGAGUUGGUCAUGAGAAGUCAUGUAAAAUUAAUGUUCCAACGAAUUAAUUGAUUCUAAUUAAAUAAAGUGGUUUAGUAAAUGUAAUUGGCUUUACUAGUUCCAGCUUUGAUUUUAAAGUAAAGAAUCGCAAGAAUCAUAAGUCACGAGAAGAGU
Molecule: messenger RNA, 2885 nt
Organism: Folsomia candida
Lineage: Eukaryota; Metazoa; Arthropoda; Collembola; Entomobryomorpha; Isotomidae
Product: PR domain zinc finger protein 5-like
Exons: 4
Coding region: 145-1056 (303 amino acids)
Biological process (GO): regulation of transcription by RNA polymerase II
Molecular function (GO): RNA polymerase II cis-regulatory region sequence-specific DNA binding; DNA-binding transcription factor activity
Source: RefSeq, a predicted model, not a curated record